This is a messenger RNA of Cucurbitaria berberidis CBS 394.84, 3346 nucleotides long. RefSeq names its product GTPase-activating protein-like protein GYP5. The record is from RefSeq and is a predicted model, not a curated record. NCBI's taxonomy places the organism in Eukaryota, Fungi, Ascomycota, Dothideomycetes, Pleosporales, Cucurbitariaceae. The transcript is spliced from 5 exons. Bases 238 to 2856 code for a protein of 872 amino acids.
CACCACUCGAAUCACCGCCAUAUCUGUCCCGCUCCAAUUCACCAUCCUCACCAGAACAACCACCGCUCAGGCCCCGAUGACAACGCUGCAACGACUCAUACACCGGAGCCCUACCGCUGCAUAAUAUCUCUCUCGCAAAUCCCCUGGUCUUGACCGCCUUUUUGCAUCGACUUGUCGCUCCUUUUGGAUCCGCCCUAUAGCAACCUUCAAUAGCCAGCACCAUCGACGCCUGCAAACAUGGCGAACAAGGCCGACAGACCGGCAAGCUCACACAGCUCCGACAAGGAAGGCGAGAGCUUUGAAGACGCCUCUGAAAUCUCCCCUCGCCCCGACUCACACUCCGAGAAAUCACGGUCACGGUCACUCCUAGGCAGACGCGGUUCUUCCUCCUCGACCGUCCACGAAGGCAGCCCAGAUUCACCUGCCCCUGUGCUACCAAAAGUGCCCAAGGAAGCCAAUGGCGACACAGAAGCUCUCGAGAACGACAGCGACGAUGUACCGUCUACAAAAUCGCCGCUGCUCACCGCACAUAGGAUUUCAGUAACAUCAGACAUGGAUGAUGUUUCGUUAGAUGAGGAAGGCGCAAAAGCCCCUGGUCUACUUCCAAAAUUACCUCCGCGGGAGUCUCGGGACUCGACAAGUGCACUACAGGGCUUGUCUGGCAGAAUGUCUCCAGUGAAAUUUCCCGUACCACCGCCUGCGCCACCCGUUCAAGAAAAGUCCACUCCGGUGCCCCAGACUUCUAGAAAGCUUACAGGUCCUUUCGCAUGGUUAUCACGGCAUAGCUCCAGCAAAAAGCCGGAAACAUCGCCACCGCCUGUGGCCGACCGACGGCACACCAACGCUUCCAUUAAUACACUGGGCAGCAAUCCUGAGCUCACGUUAAGCAGGAUAGAAGAUGAAGGAGACUUGCGGUCAAAUAACCGGUCGAGCCAAGGGAGCCUGCGCGAUCGCUUCAAAUUCUUGCGGAUGAGAGAAGAGGCUGGCAUAACACUGGAGGACGAGACAAGCACGGAACCGGGUUCAGGGGGGGCCAUGGCAGGCCUUGUUGGGCGAACGACGAGUGUGGGACUGGGCAUUGGCAGUCCGACAAGUAUCGCAGAGGAUGAGCACGGCCCAACAAGUCCUCCAGCUCUCGUCAAGCAACCCACGAUCAACCCAAAUCUAGCCCCUGGAACUGCAUCUGGAUUCGCUGCGGGGCCCGCUGGAGACACGGCUGAGCCAGUAGACUGGGAUUUGUGGCAGACCGUAGUCAACGAAGGACCCGCAGCUCUCGCACGUACUAGCUCUGAGGAACUCAAUCGCGCCAUCUCAAACGGCAUCCCACAGGUCAUUCGCGGCGUCAUCUGGCAGGUGCUUGCGCAAAGCAAAAGUGAAGAGUUGGAGACGAAGUACAGAGAGCUUGUUGCCCGAGGGACAGACAAAGAACACAUCAGUGUCAGGACGCCCAAUCUCAGCAAUGGGCAUGUCAACGGCAACGGGAAAGAGAAGGAAUCGGUUGCGUCAUCAUCAUCUUCUGUCCACUCUGAUUACUCGACGCCGGCCACGACUACGGCAAGCACGAACGCACCUUUGCAUUCCCCAUCAAUAGCGUCUGAGACUUCUGAAGAUCCGAUCAAGUUACAAGCAAGACUUGCCGCAGAGAAGAAGCUAACCGCUGCUACGAUCUCGAAGUUGGAAAAGACGAUCAAGCGUGAUCUAGGCGCGAGAACAAGUUACUCCAAAUACGUCAUGGCGGCUGGUCUGCAAGAUGGUCUUUUUGGAAUUUGCAAAGCAUACGCUCUGUAUGAUGAAGCUGUUGGCUACGCCCAGGGCAUGAACUUCAUUGCCAUGCCUCUGCUAUUCAACAUGCCCGAAGAAGAAGCCUUCAGUCUGUUCGUGACUUUGAUGAACAAGUACAAUCUGCGCGACCUGUUCGUUCACGAUAUGCCUGGCCUACACUUGCAUCUUUACCAGUUCGAGCGUCUCCUGGAAGAAUUUGAACCUGCGCUCUAUUGCCACCUCCGCCGACGAGAAGUCAAGCCACAGCUCUACGCUACGCAAUGGUUCCUCACUUUGUUCGCGUAUCGAUUCCCUCUACAACUAGUCCUCCGGAUUUACGACCUAAUCCUUAGCGAAGGCCUCGAAUCUGCCAUCUUGAAGUUCGGCAUCGUACUGAUGCAGAAGAAUGCAGAGGCACUGCUGGCUAUGAAAGACAUGGCGACGCUCACAACCUUCCUCAAAGAGCGGAUAUUUGAUGUAUACAUCGACAAAGCUCCCACAGCCAAUUCGAUCCUUGAGAACGGCUUCUUUGGCUCGACAGCAGGCAUCGACAAAGAAGUCUAUCGCGCCGAUAUCCUCGUAAAGGACGCUGUUGCGGUCAAGAUCACGCCUGAUAUGCUCAAGCAGUACACUGCCGAGUGGAAGGAGCAACAGCGAAUCGAGAAAGAGCGCGAGAGCGAACUUCACGGCCUCAAGGAUAAAGUCACCGCUCUGGAGUCCAAGGUCCGAUUGCUAGAGACACGCGCCGAACAGUCUGACAUGGAGCAUGUACAAGUGGCGUCCGAGCUCAUCAAGACCAAGGUUGAGAAUGAGAGUCUUGCCGAAGAAAAUGAGACUCUAAAGACCAAGGUCGAAGAAUUGCAAAAGAUUGUCGAUACACAACCGGACGAAGUCGAGGCGAGGCUAAAGGGCGAGAUGGAGACUGUAAUGCAGAAGAACAUCACCGUCCACAACGAGAAUCGAGCCUUGGAAGAUGCGAUGGCAGACAUGGAAAAAGAGCUGGUGGCAACGAAGAUGCAAUGGGCAACCAUUAACGAAGAGCACGAAAGCCUCAAGCAGAAGUGGCACAGCGUUUCCCAGAUGAUGAAGAAAUAACCUCUUGCAUCGUCUUCAUAUGAGGCGUCUGGCUUGAUUUGCGCAAGUGAUCAGCCACACAAACGAAUAGUCGCUUCCCUGCAUCGAGCGCUCUCUCAUUCAGUUCUACUUGUCUAUAUAUACGUCGCCGCUGCUGCUAGAUGCACUUUUGGGUUGGGCAUUGUUCGCCCUUCCAGCGGCUCAGCGGUGUACUUGAUUCUAUAUCACGACUCGGUUCGCGUCACAAUCUAUACCCACGGCUCGAUAGGACGAAUUGUCUCCUGCAUUUUUUCUCUGUGUUUGACUUGGCUUUGGAUACGGUGGGUAUAUAAGCCUACAGCGCGUUCCGGCAUGGUGUUUGGCGACACCAGGUACUGGGAUAUUUCUAUGACCUCGCGGCAAUGAUGAUGAGUUUACGGGGGUAGCUUAGACUGUAGUUCUCAAUGAAAGGUGAAGGCUCAAGUGCUCUUCAGAGCCAGCUUAGUCGUCAAUCCAAAUACAAAAGCCCGUC